ACCUCUGGCAUCCCCAGUAUGAUUGUGUCCUGUCAGAGCUGGCACAUCUGCUCCCUAUGCUCUGGCUUUGGGAAGUGAAGUGCUACAGAGUCCCUUGGCACUGAGGGCCUCGACACCCCAGGGCUUAUAGACAAGGCAGAGGCUUCACAGAAUGAGUUCACCCGCCCCUUUCUAACAACUCAUUUCUAUUUCUCUGUGCCUCAGUUUCCUUUCAGGGAAAGUACGCAGUUUAUUUCGUCAGAGAUGGUCAGGUCAGAGAGUGUGGCUGAUGUUUUUGACUCCUCUAGCCAUCGCACAAGGAGGGCUUUCCUUCCUGCUGCGCUGGAGUGAGCGGACUUAAGGACAGAUUUUGUGCGUCCUGUGGCCCACAGGUCAGGAACACACUCCUGGAUGUUUCCAUGGCAACCCCGCGGGCUCCUCAGCAUCCUGUCGCUCCCUGUCCUCUUCCCAUCCUCCACUCCCAGACCUGCUUCAGACCACCCUAAGAUGGGAGGAGGCGGGGCCAGGCAGAGGGGACGCACAGUCAAGGGAUCCGUGAUGAGCUGCAGUCGCCCCUGUGUCUGUAGUCAUGGCACCAGUGUGGAGGAAAGUACAUGGUAUGGGUUUGACUUCUAUCCUAAUCUCUUCUACAAUGACUGGCUGGGCACCACCACUCUCCCCUAUAACCCAGAGAGAAUCCCCAUUCGGUAUAUCAACCGACCCUGGCCCUCACUGUGUUGGAAGGUCACCGUGGCCGUGGCCUCUCUGUUUCUCCUGCUGGGUGUGGCAGCCUUGACCACUGGCUAUGCAGUGCCCCCCAAACUAGAGCUUGUUAAUGAAAGUAAGUUCUCAUCGAUGGAGGAUCCAGUAGCCGACUACAACCAAGCCCUCAUGACCUGCCGUGUGGUAGGAGCGACGCUGUGCGGAGUAGCGGGGAUCAUGCUGGCUGUCUGCCUCUUCUUGAUCGCCUCUGGUUGGAUGUUCCAGGACAUCAAGGCAGAGCCCCUCGUCACUGAAACUGACAGCCCCGUGGAAGUAUUCAGGGAUGAGCCUGAGAAGCUGUCCCCGGCCUUCCAUGAGACCAGUAGUCAGUCGCCGUUCUUGACCCCGCCCAGCCCUUUUGGGCAGCAGUCUGUGCAGACCAGCCAGCCCCAGCGGGACUUGUAAGUCUGCAGGCUGGAGAAGUCAGACCCUUCCCGCCUGGCACUCCUUGCUUUCAUCACCUUGACUUCUUCCUCUCAGUAGUGCCAAUCUCUCUAGGACCCUUAUAGCUCCCCACUCCCCCCAAAUCAAGUCCCAUGCUCCAAUCUCACCCCUGUCCAGGAUAGGAGCAAACUCAACCAAGAACUGCUCAUUCAGACUCGUGAAACGACCCAGAGAGGGCUCAGAAACGGCCCAGGAAGGCCCAGGGCCUUCCUGGCGUGAUUGACGAUCUGAGUUUUAUCUCUCACACCUACAAGGUGGAAGAGGAGAACUGGCUCCCCACAGUUGUCCCCUGACCCUCACCCCUAACCCCCAAUCACAAAGAAAGGUAAUAAAAAUAUAAAUUCCAAGGAUUAGGAAAAGUGGAAUGUUUUUGCCCCUCAAAGUCCACCCCCUAGACAGCAAUGCCCUCUGGACUUGAUCCUGAGCCUAAUAAACCUGUGUGCACUCCUUUAGGUCCCAGCACUUUCUUCCUAUGGGUGGUCCAGACAAAAGUAUGUCCUCCUGUAGGACGCUAGAGGGCGCUCUAGGACAGCGUCGGAUCCUGUCUCUGGCAACCCCUUGCAAGCCCACGGGGCUUCCUGGGUGGGAGGAAGAGGGUUCAGGCACUUCCCACCACCUUUGUGCCCCCUCUGGUUGUACUUUCCAGGUCCCUGCUUCUCACCUCCUCCAUCUUGCUUCGCCUUUCAAUAAACAGUUGAUGCAUACCA
This is a messenger RNA of Mus musculus (house mouse), 1892 nucleotides long. It is a transcript of the gene Nrsn2, whose product is annotated as neurensin 2. Gene Ontology annotation, cellular component: transport vesicle; membrane; plasma membrane. NCBI's taxonomy places the organism in Eukaryota, Metazoa, Chordata, Mammalia, Rodentia, Muridae. The record is from RefSeq and is a predicted model, not a curated record. Bases 391 to 1146 code for a protein of 251 amino acids. The transcript is spliced from 4 exons.